AUGAGUAGUAGUGAUGAAAUCUCUUGGAUAUCAUGGUUCUGUGGCCUACGUGGAAAUGAGUUCUUUUGUGAAGUAGAGGAGGAUUACAUCCAAGAUCGAUUCAACCUUACCGGUUUAUCAGAGCAAGUUCCUGAAUACCGUGAUGCUCUCGAUAUGAUACUUGAUUUGGAAACUGACCCUUCUGAUAAUCCAGAAAAUACCGAUCUCAUUGAACAAGCAGCUGAAAUGCUUUAUGGACUAAUACAUUCUAGAUACAUUCUGACAAAUCGUGGUAUUUGUUUUAUGGUGGCGAAAUGGCAGCAAGGGGAUUUCGGUUAUUGUCCUAGAGUUUACUGUGAAAGUCAACCAUGUUUACCAGUCGGUUUAUCAGACGUUCCGGGUGAAGCUAUGGUUAAGAUAUAUUGUCCUAGAUGUCAAGAUACCUAUACACCGAAAUCUACUCGUCAUCAUCAUACAGAUGGAGCGUAUUUCGGUACUGGCUUUCCGCAUAUGUUGUUUUUAGUUCAUCCAGAGUACAGACCAAAACGAGCUAGUAAACAGUUUACUGCAAGGUUAUUUGGCUUUAAAAUACAUCCUUUGGCUUAUCAACUACAAUAUCAAGCUGCGGCUAAUUAUGUUAUGCCUCUCGUGGUUGUGACCACAGCCACAUUUACGUUAUAUUCUACGCCAGCUGAAUUAAUGUGGCGGAGAACUUUCGUUUCAACAGUCCUGUCACCUUGUACAUAG
This is a messenger RNA of Schistosoma guineensis, 726 nucleotides long. The record is from the annotation of a GenBank genome assembly. Lineage: Eukaryota; Metazoa; Platyhelminthes; Trematoda; Strigeidida; Schistosomatidae.